GACGCGUGGACAAAAGAAUCGACAGUGCUAUGCGGGACGUGGAAUGUGUCUCACCUAAGGUGACAUACGAAUUAUCUGUAUUCGGCUUUAUUAACAUUUCUUUCGGUUUCAAUUGAACAUCGACGUACUCGGGUUGGUUGCUCUCCUAGGGCGCGUAUUGCGUUGCACUAGUCACUUUUGCGUAUUACCUCGCGCUACCCCCCAUGGACCAGUGAAGUGUUGUGUGUGGUAUUAUACACAUAUGAAACAGUGAGAAAUUUAGAAUCGACGUUAACGACCAAAGAGAAGUGCAGUGAACGAUACCAAAUCGAUACCAAAAGAGACCACAGGAACGUACCUCGGUUUAGGGGUUACGAGAGGACGGCCAGUCGUCGUUUUUCCUCCCCCAUCCCCUCCGAUUCUCGAAAUGACGCAACGAGAGUGUCGUCGAUCGUGGUCCGUUUGAAAGUACAUCGUGUCCCCCCUUCUCUCCGUUUGUGUCGACGAGAACGGUACCCGCGGCGAAAGGUGGUGUGAAAAGUGACGAGCGAACCGAGAAAGAUCAAGACGGCCACCAGGAUGAUGAAGAAGGAGAAACCGAUGAUGUCGGUCACCGCCAUCAUCCAGGGGACCCAGGCCCAGCACUGGUCGCGCGGGAACGCCUGGUUGAGUCUGGACAACAGCAAUAUGUCCAUGUCCUCGGUGGGCCCACAGAGUCCCCUGGACAUGAAACCGGACACAGCGAGCCUGAUUAAUUCAGGAAACUUCAGCCCCUCCGGCCCAAACAGUCCAGGAUCCUUCAACACUGGUUGUCACAGCAACCUCCUGAGCACGUCGCCGAGUGGCCAGAACAAGUCUGUCAUACCGUACCCGCCAAACCACCCUCUGUCCGGAAGCAAGCACCUCUGCUCGAUCUGCGGUGACCGUGCCAGCGGCAAGCACUACGGUGUCUACAGCUGCGAGGGUUGCAAGGGUUUCUUCAAGAGGACCGUGCGCAAGGACCUGUCGUACGCGUGCCGGGAGGAGAAGUCCUGCAUCAUCGACAAGAGGCAACGGAAUCGGUGUCAGUACUGCAGAUACCAGAAAUGCCUGGCGAUGGGAAUGAAGAGGGAGGCGGUGCAGGAGGAGCGUCAACGCACCAAGGAGAAGGAUCAGAGCGAGGUAGAGAGCACGAGUAACUUGAACUCGGACAUGCCUAUCGAGCGUAUCCUGGAGGCUGAGAAACGAGUCGAAUGCAAGAUGGAGUCCCACGAAAAUUACGAGAAUGCAGUGUCGCGCAUUUGCGACAAUCAGCUGUUCCAGCUGGUAGCAUGGGCGAAGCACAUCCCAAAUUUUACGUCGUUGCCACUGGAGGAUCAGGUUCUGCUGCUACGGGCCGGAUGGAACGAGCUGCUGAUCGCCUCAUUCUCACACCGGUCCAUCGACGUGAAGGACGGUAUCGUGUUGGCGACUGGGAUCACUGUAUAUCGUAACUCGGCGCAGCAGGCUGGCGUGGGUACGAUAUUCGACCGUGUCCUCUCCGAGCUCGUGUCCAAAAUGCGUGAGAUGAGGAUGGACAGGACUGAACUUGGUUGCCUCAGGGCUAUCAUUCUUUUCAACCCCGAAGUCCGGGGAUUAAAAUCGGUACAGGACGUGACGAAGCUUCGCGAGAUGAUCUACGCCGCCCUGGAAGGAUACUGUCGCGGUACCUGGCCCGACGACGCCGGCAGAUUCGCGAAGCUAUUGCUACGCUUGCCAGCGAUUCGAUCGAUCGGGUUGAAGUGCCUGGAGCACUUGUUCUUCUUCAAGAUCCACGUGCCGAUCGACGAUUUCCUCGUGGAGAUGCUCGAGUCACAGUCAGAUCCUUAGGAGCAGACGGUGUGCCGCGUGUUGGGGCACACCGAUCUAUGAGGGAAACGACGAGAAAAGAAAAACAUAUACACCGAACGGAAAGAAAAUCAGAAAGGAAAAAAACAAAAUAUUACACCUGCAUUCGAGAUAUAUAUGUACACACCACGUUAACGAACCUCGCCGGGUACCGACGCCUCCACGCCAAGGUAUUCUAACGUCGAGCAGCCAGCUGAAAUUUACUUACACUCCCCCCUCUCCCUUCACCUUUUUAUUUAUGUCUUUGUUAACGCAUCGUGUCCGACCUUAGCCCCGGCGAUCUUUCAGCCGAUUCGUAUCGAGAGCACUACGGAAGUCGCAACGAGAUGUACUCGGUCCCGCAAGAAUAGGUAGCUCAGCCCUCCUCUGUUGGAACCCGUUGAUUCCCUGGAAGCUACUGGAACGAUCUCUGUCUGUUUGACAUGUUGACUGCCACACAUUAAUUAUGCGUGGGUGAUACAUUUGUAAGUUCUGGUUGAAUUGUCAAUAGUUUUGACCAACAAUUAUCGGGUCGUUUGAUGAGUCAUUUGAUAAUCUUUUGUAAUUCUAUGUUGCCUAAGACCCCUGGUAGUGUUAGAGGGUUACGCGAAAAGGGGAUCGAAUUAUUGAAAAUUUUUUAUACAGAUAUCUGUCGGACAGUCAACGCGUUAAUAAUGCCAUCAUCUGAGCAAGGUCCUCCUAUAUAAUUAUGUGACUUCGUUUACUGGAUUAUUGUUAUUGGCUCGAUUGUAUCCACGUUGAAUCCUUUGCGUCCCCUGCAAACAUGGAAGUUCCUAAGACAUUCACUUCGUUUCUAAUCCUGCCUGUGCAAUAUACCUCUGUGAUUCAUGUUGUUGCCAGGACUGGUAACCAUGAGAAAUUUGUACCACCAACAGAUAACGUGCAAAUUAAUAUCUGAGUAUCUUUAUAUAAUAUACGUGUAUAUAGAAGUGUCGUUAAUCAUUAGUUUUGGUAACAACAGAAAUCAUUAAGAGAUAUUGUGCAGCCUUGUAUCUCCUAUAAUCAGUAAGUUGUUUCUCUUCUUGUAAGUCUUUCAAAAUAGUUUUACAAUUCACCGCGUACACACCCCUCUCUACAGAGUCCUCGACGUGGAUGCAAUCAACGCGAACAAGUUCUCGGGUAUUUUUUACAUUCCAACUCUGCCUCGAUCCGAAUCGUCAUUUGAAAGAGCCACAGUUGCAUAUAGAUAAUAUACAUACUUGCAUAAAACGAAAGAGCAAGCGGUUUUACACGUAUGCAC
Molecule: messenger RNA, 3085 nt
Organism: Dufourea novaeangliae
Lineage: Eukaryota; Metazoa; Arthropoda; Insecta; Hymenoptera; Halictidae
Gene: Usp
Product: retinoic acid receptor RXR
Exons: 7
Coding region: 559-1827 (422 amino acids)
Biological process (GO): cellular response to ecdysone; anatomical structure development; cell differentiation
Cellular component (GO): nucleus; activator ecdysone receptor complex
Molecular function (GO): zinc ion binding; nuclear receptor activity; RNA polymerase II cis-regulatory region sequence-specific DNA binding
Source: RefSeq, a predicted model, not a curated record